Messenger RNA from Adelges cooleyi (spruce gall adelgid), 2682 nucleotides. RefSeq names its product rasGEF domain-containing serine/threonine-protein kinase X-like. The coding region runs from base 324 to 2390 and encodes 688 amino acids. Gene Ontology annotation, cellular component: nucleus; cytoplasm. Gene Ontology annotation, biological process: actin cytoskeleton organization; protein phosphorylation. NCBI's taxonomy places the organism in Eukaryota, Metazoa, Arthropoda, Insecta, Hemiptera, Adelgidae. The record is from RefSeq and is a predicted model, not a curated record. Gene Ontology annotation, molecular function: ATP binding; protein serine/threonine kinase activity. The transcript is spliced from 10 exons.
GUUAUCUGGUUUUUAAGUGAAUUUUUCUUUGCUACUCGAUUUUCGUUUUUGACGGUGAUCGGUGUUCGUUCGUCAAUUUUUUUUCUACCAUUCCUUCUAAUGUAUAUUAAUUAUUCUAUAGAUAAUUAUCGUGUGUGACUUUAAACGUAAAUAUUACUAUUCUAGGCCCGAUUUUUGGGCGAGUGUUUAUAUGUAUUCAUGGUAAUAGUUAUUGUUUUAAUCGACUUAACUAGUUAAUUGCACUGUACCUACCUAGUUGGCGUUUUAUAUUGAAUACUAUCAUCACUUGAAUGGCGGCAGAAUCGACGAAUUAGUACAAUGUUAUGACAAACUACUUGACUACUAUGGAAGAUAGGAACACAGAAUUCCAGCGCAAAGAAGGCUGUAAACUCAAAGGAAACUCUUGCUGUGCGCUUAAACACGCUGUACGGUCUUUAACUAAUUUAGAUGACUUUACGAGUGAACGCAUUGGCGAAGGUUUCUUUUCUGAGGUGUACCGCGUUACUCAUCAAACGACCGGAAAAGUCAUGGUCCUCAAAAUGAACAUUAAGCAGUCAAACCGUUUUAAUAUGCUCAAGGAAGUCCAGCUAAUGAACAAGCUAUCGCAUCCCAAUAUACUCGGGUUUGAAGGAGCUUGUGUUUACAAAGGCACACUUCAUGCUUUAACAGAGUACAUAAAUGGUGGAAGCUUAGAACAAUUAUUAGAAUCGGAUAAGGAACUUUCAUUUAAAGUUCGAAUGAAAAUAGGCCUUGAUAUUGCAAGAGGCAUGCAAUAUCUCCAUUCGAGAGAGAUAUUUCACCGUGAUUUAACGUCAAAGAAUAUUCUUAUUAAGAAAAAUGAAUUGACUGGAAGUUUAACUGCGGUCGUUGCCGAUUUUGGUUUGGCUGCAAAAAUUCCCAAGAAAGGUCAAAGGUUACAACAAGUCGGCUCGCCUUGGUGGAUGUCUCCCGAAUGUGUCAAAGGUCAAGUGUAUAAUGAAAGCAGUGAUGUAUUCAGCUAUGGAAUUAUUUUGUGUGAAAUAAUAGCCAGAGUCAAAGCCGAUCCUGAUAUUUUACCAAGGACGCAAAAUUUUGGCUUAGACUACAUAGCUUUUGUCGAGCUUUGUUCAUCUUGUCCACCACCUACUAUAUUUCUAAAAUUAGCCUUUUCGUGUUGUCAUUUGGAUGCUAAAUCACGACCGACAUUCAAAGAUAUUGUCCAACAAUUGGAAGAGGCACUGGCGUAUCCACUCGCGAUGAACUCGUCUUUAACCGGAUCGCGUAGGUGUCCAGCCGUUGCAACUCGGUCCAAUCCUUGCUCAACUACUAUGGUGGAAGCACGAAGUGAAGAGUUCCUGUUAAAGGGUGAUGUACCCGAAGAAAACAAUCACAAAAAAUUGUGUCAUAGUAGAUCGUUAUCCGAAGACGAAGGCAUUUUAGCAUUUCCAGCACACACAGCUCCCUCAGAUAAAGCACGAUGUCAUUUUGUACAACCUCUUCGUUAUGUGGGUGAAAGCAUGUGCCGUAAAGACCCCCAUUACAAACCCUGCCCGUCCAAAUCAAAUCCUUUUCAUAAAUUGGAUGCCAAAUUUCAAGGUGUCAGAAAGAUACUAGCGUCGACAAAUGGUUCGGAUUUGUUUUCUUCAUGCUGUGAACUACCUUCGCCUGGCUACAGUGAGCCAGACAGACGAGGCUCGUUGAGUGUUUCGAGCAGCGGAACACUAACGGCCAAAUCGUCUACACCCAAAGAAAAACACGCUAAAUCGUCAAAAAAAUGUCGAUCAAACUCAUUACCAUCAUCUCCUCGUACGUCCAGAACCAGUGGAAGACGAUGGAUGUCUCUGGCCAAUUUAGCGAGUACAACUGACACAUUUCCUACGGUCAACGUUGAGUCGUGUUGGACUAACCUCACGAUGCCAGUAAACGCUGGCGUAACGACCCUGAGACGAAGAGGCUCGUGCGAAUCGGGGUUCUACAGUAGUGUUUGUGAUGAUUUUUGUCUACCAGGACUCGAGUGCCAACACGCGACCAAUGCUUCGUCCGUGACAUUGUCAUCUGGUUCGGCUACGUCAUCUUUGUUCCUAGACUCGACUGGUGAUGAACACCACCUCAGACCUGGCGGAUAUUGUUUCCACCAUAGUAAUACACAUCAUAGUUCUGAUGAUCUCUCGACGUAUAAUGAUUGGGACAAUCAUCAGAGAACUCGACAUAUAAGUAAAAUUGUCGAAUAUUUUGAAGAAAAGCAGAGUCAGAAGGAGACGCAUUCGUCUGUACGACCAAAGCGUUCAGGCCUCGUGUCUGGAGUUUUACGGCGUGCGCCAAGUGUACAAAGCCCGACUAUUUGCGGCAAACGAAUACUAGUUUGCGAAGGAGCCGUUCAGUCAAAGUUAAAGCUUUUUGAUAGGAAAUGAAAUUUCUAAUCAGGGUGCUACUUACCAAUUAUAAUUUUUGUUUUGUAAUACUAUUAUUAUUAUCAUCGGUUGGUAAUUUUUCCAAAAUCGUUUUGUCUAGUCAUAGGUACCACAAAAUGCCAAAACAGUAUAAUGUUUAUUAAAACCAUAAUGAUAAUAUUUAAUACAAUAGUUGCCAUAUUUCUUUUCUUUUUAACAUAGAUAUAUGGGGGGGUUGAAAAUGUAUAAAAAAAAAGUUACGAGUAUUAUAAUUUUUGUUCUUUAUUUUUCUUUUUUAUUGAGGGAACUAUUA